AUAAUGAUCAUUGAUCAAGGGGGCGUAUUUUUGAAUUUUGCCAUGGGCGCCAUUUUACGUAGAUACACCACUGAUUAGCGUAAUGCAUACAUUAUAAUUAUUUGUAUUCGAAAAUACAAAAACCAGAGUACUAGUUGACCAGUUGCACGUAUCGCAAAAAUAUAGCAAAUGCAAAUGAAGUUUUUAUGAGUAGAGGGAAGUGCGUGUUUAAGGAUGCCAGAAUAUAAUUUCUGGAAAGAUCGAACCCAAAUAUUUCUGAAGUUUUGUAUGCGGAUCUUCGGUAAAAAUAUUAAAGUAGCCCUGCGCUAAUCUACUAAUUUAUCCGCUGCGUCAUACUGCGCAUGCUUUUGUCUGAGUCAUGUUUUGAUGGUGCUUUACCAUUUCAUUGUGAACUGCUUUGAGGUGCUGCUAACGUUUAAGUUAAUCAAAGCCUAGUAUUUGUGAUACCCAUAGAUUUGUUUGUAAAGAUCAGGAGCUUGAAAAUAGGCCAAUGGAAGAAUGUGUCAAGAAAGGUUAGGAGGGAACUAUAAUAUCUGUAUAUCUUUGCAUAUGAGCCGAGGCCCUAAAACGGUGAAAUUAUAAAAGUUUGGGUACUCCUGAAGUAUGCGCUCCAAGAUGUCGCACAAUGAACCCUAACCUGGUACACAACUUGGUUUAGGUUGUGCGCCAUCUUGGUGCGCAUACUUCAGGAGUUUGUGUAUAAGCCGCCGAUACAAAUCUUAACAUGUGUAAGCUACUAUCACAGCAAAUAGUUGCUUUAGUGCUAUGGAAGUUAUGCGUGUAUGAGUUGAAUUUUUAGUGUGAUCAAAGUUAUGCGCAUAUGAGCUGACUCCUUAGUUUGGCAAUUUUUUUUUGUAUUUGAGUUCUAAACUCUGUUUAUAUGCAAGGAUAUAUGGUGAGUACAUAUGGUUAUCUAAAGUGUCAUUUACAUCAAUGUGGGACUUUCUGAUCUCCUGAUCAUUGCACAUUACAUGCGAUUUUUAAUCACCUUAUUACGGAAUUUCCUGGUUUCUGCUUCCAUUAUUGAGCAUUGUAUUUUUCAAUGCUUUUACUGCGUAGUAUAAUUUGAGUCAUAACAUGGGGAACACUACCAGGAAAUUUUGCUCAGCAUGCAUCUAUAUAGUGACUGGUAUUAGGACUAGGGUGCUGGUUAUACUCUGUAGAGUGUAUUAGAAAGACUUUGACUCGUUUACGUCAAAGUUUAAAGGAAGUAAAUACGUAGUUGUGACUCAGUGUGAAGUGGAAAAAUGUAUUGUAAUGAGCAGUUUGCUAUAUUUGCAGUUUUUCUUAUAUUGUUUGCUCGAGCUCCGACCUUGAAUGCCACAGGCGAUUGUGUGGUUUGGUCAGUUAACAACACAGAUGGGCUUAUAACUGUCCCUGAUGAGCAGUGCGGGAUAUGGGAGUUCGAAAGUUUACACAAAGAACAGACUCUUUUUCUGAGACUGGAGGAAAUGGACCUGCAAUAUACCGCUACUGAAAGAGUAAAUACUUACUGCAAUGCUGAUGUGAUCAUUGCAGGAAACAACUAUUGCUAUUUUGAACCUGGCACUUGCCUUGUCUCUGGAGUUCGAGAGCUUAACGACUAUUUACAAAUCGACAGCACUCACAAUUGUACCAGUAUCGUUUGGAUGAAAUCGUCAAACAUAUCAAUAAAGUUUAAAAGAAGACUUAAGAAUGGAGAUCCAAGAUUUAAAUUACAGUUUAAUAUCACUGUUACAAAUGCUGCGACGACCAGGAGCACCGUUACUACAAUGUUACCAGAUAUAUCUACAGUAUCGACACCAGAAAAUACUCCAUAUAAAGAAAAACAAACUGGACCUGGUGUUGAGGUUGAGGUUGUUGUUGUGCUCGGAGUCUUACUUCUGAUCUCAUUUAUCAUACUGGGCUUCUUGCUUUUCAGAAUGCAUCGAAAAGGACUGAUAAAAACAAUACUUUUCGGAGAGAGGGGUCAAGAUUUAGUUCAAGUCGAAGAAGUGAAAGAUGACCAACCUGAUGCGAUCACAGUUUACAGUGCAAUGCAACGGCCUAGUAGAGAUCAUGAUCUUCCUAUGAGCAGCGAACGACAAAUAGUGGUCAAUGAAUUGUACUCUUUAUGAAAAAUGGAUAUUGAUAUUUUAAACUUGUGCCCGCGCAGUCACUUGAAUUUAAUCGAGCAGCACUUCGCUUGGGUUACUCUUGUAGUAUGCGAACCAAAAUGGCGGACACCGGAACAUAGUAUGUGUACCAGGUUAGGGUUAGGCCAUAAUUUCAGGUACAAAUACUACGGGAGUUAC
Styela clava is the source of this 2273-nucleotide messenger RNA. RefSeq lists its product as uncharacterized. The record is from RefSeq and is a predicted model, not a curated record. Lineage: Eukaryota; Metazoa; Chordata; Ascidiacea; Stolidobranchia; Styelidae.